UCCGCCACAGCCCGCACCGGGGGUGGGUGCCGCCGAGCGCCAGCUCCCCGGCCGGCCCGAGAGCCCCCGCCGCGGCCCCUCCGCCGCGCCGCCCGCCCGCGCCUCCCUCUGCCUCUCCUGCCCUCAUUCUCCCGGAGUACUUAAGGAGGCAGCGGCAGGAGGGUGAGUCCUGGCCGCGGGCCGGGGCCGGGGCGCCGCUGGCAGGAGCACCUGGGGGAUCCGCCAAGCAAGGUGGAAUAAUGGCCUGUAAUACAUGGACCCAAGUCCCUUGACACUGGUCACCAUCAGCACUGAAAUCCAGGCCUCAACACAGUGAACCACUGAGCCCAGAACAGGAAGAGAAAGGAAAGGAAACCGACCAGGUGGGGAAUUGCAUCCAUUUCAAGGCCGACACUGAAGGCCCGCAGCUCUCUGCGGUCGUUCUGCAAACGCCCCCCGAUGACCGGCUCUGGUGGCGCCGAGCCCUCUGGGAAGUGAAGUCCUUGCGCCGGGACCUCCGACGUGACGCGGGCACCACCAAGUGCGCAGGUGCGGCUCCCAGAGCUUCGGGCUCGGGCCGUUUGUGUCCCUGCAGCUCCGUCCGCCCUCCCAGAGGGCGGCCCCGCGGUAAUCCGGGACCGGGGCCGCGGCGCGUCCGGGCAGUGAAAUGAAGAGGAGGUCAUAGAUAGCAAUAAGGGGACAAGAAAAGAAGCUAAUCAUGGAUUAUCUGACCAUUGAAGUUGAGGAAGAAGCCAUGGCUACUGAAUAUGCUUCUCUGCCCCAAAGACAGAGCACAGAAGAAAUGGAACCUUUUGUUGAGCUCCAGGAACUGGUGACGGUCAGGGAUGAGGAAAUGGACUUCACUCCUGUGGAGGAAGAAGAGCUGAAUUCUGCUCAAAGGUACAGGGGUGUGGAUAGGAAGAUGGAGAACUGCGGGAGCUUUGUCCUUUGGGCACCUGUGGAACCUUCUCAAGAGGAACAGUUGUGUGAAGGUUCAGAUUCAGUUGUUAGCAUGGAACUUUCAGAACCUGUUGUAGAAAAUGGGGAGACAGAAAUGUCCCCAGAAGAAUCAUUGGAGCACAAAGAAGACAUCAGUGAAGCAGAGCCAGUGGGUGGCUCCUUGGGAGGUGGAAGGCCCCCAGAGGAAAGUGCCCAGGAGAUGAUGGAGGAGGAAGAGGAGAUAGCAAAACCCAAAUGUGUGGUUGCAACGCCAGGUGCUCCUAAGAAGGAACAUGUAAAUGUAGUAUUCAUGGGGCAUGUAGAUGCUGGCAAGUCAACCAUUGGAGGGCAAAUAAUCUUACACACAUCAAGUAAUUCUUAUGAAGACACACAUCACAGUUUUCAGUCUGGGAAAGCAGAAUGGCACGGACCAGGUUCCAUGGCAGACACCAGUGGAAACACUAAGGACCCACCAAUGAAUGACCCAGCUCAUUCCAGCUUUGUGCCACCCCACAGUGAGUUACUUGAGAGCUGGGGGGCAUGGGCAGAGCCUAUCUGGACACAUAGUGUUAGGUCUCCUUCUAGAUACUUCAGUUAAAUUGCUCACAGCCUG
Messenger RNA from Manis pentadactyla (Chinese pangolin), 1531 nucleotides. Its product is annotated as eukaryotic peptide chain release factor GTP-binding subunit ERF3A-like. The record is from RefSeq and is a predicted model, not a curated record. Bases 698 to 1516 code for a protein of 272 amino acids. Gene Ontology annotation, biological process: regulation of DNA-templated transcription. The transcript is spliced from 11 exons. NCBI's taxonomy places the organism in Eukaryota, Metazoa, Chordata, Mammalia, Pholidota, Manidae. Gene Ontology annotation, molecular function: GTPase activity; GTP binding.